GUUCCAUCCAGAGCCCUUCCAAAAGUCUCAGGAAUAUUUUUCUGGGGUUGGUGGAAUCAGCUCAUCUGUGGCACUUUGAGAUUGGAACAGCAAGAGAAACAAAGUGAGGUUUUGCAAUAAGCAGCCCGUGUAUAAAUAAGCAGACUUGUAUAAAGUUUUUAUUGUAGUCAUGUUUAAUUUUUCUUCAACUUUUACUGUUCACAAGCUCACAUCAGAUAUUUACAGUAUUUGUAUUCAUCCAGUUUCUACUCUGUGCUGACUGUAGCCAGUAACAAAUUUCACUUGUAUAAUUAUAGCUAAACAAUCAUAUCUCUGCUCUGGACAAAAAAUACCUGUUCUUCUGUUUAAACUGCCUGAAGAUCUUUAGCCAGUGCAGAGCAUAAUGAGGAACAUGGCUUGAAGAAAUGUCUUGGCAUGUUUUUAACCUGUUCAUAUCAGGAAGUGAUAUUGAUUGCUGCAGCUGUUUCUUAUAAUUUCACUCUUUUCACUUCUUCACUUACCUUCCUGUCAGUAAAUUACACAGACAUGCAAAUAAAUGCUUGGUGUCUGGAGCUUGCUAGGAGGAAAAAAAAAUCCCUCCUCUAGUGCAUUAAAUUCUCCAAGCAAAUCUAAAAAUUAAAACUCUUAAUAUCUUUCUUUCUGUCUUUAUUUCUGACUUGGAUUUUCGGUCUUUAAACUCAAUCAUGUCAUAUAAAAUAUUUUAAAAGAAUCUGAUGAAUAGAAAAUACAGCAGGCUGGAACAAAGGGUUUUUAUCAGCUGUAAGGUGACCUUUUUUCUUUUCCACAUAAUUUGUGGAUCUGAGCAGUGAUCCUUCCAUGUUGGGUACGAUGAGCUGGGCUGGGUGGAGAACUUCCAAGACAGAGGUUCAGUUACUGGAACAAUAAUUUUCCAUUGAGUUAGCAUAGCUGGUGACACACCCUGAGUGGAAACAUGACUUCAGCUUAUAUAAAACCAAAGAUGCAGUGUUCACAUUCAGAUGGGUGGAAAGCAGGCACUGAUCUCCAGCAGAAUCACAGCCUGAUGCAUGUGCAAAUAUCUGGAGUAUUUAAAGGUAGUUUAAUAGUCACAGUGCAUCUGGAUGAGGUUUGGGGUUGCAGCAUGCAGUGUUUUCCAAGCUUUUUCUGGAUGGGAGUUGUCAGGAACCCUAUGCUGCUGCUUAUGAGUGGUGGCAAGAUUUUUGUAAAUAUCCCAUAAAAUCCCUGCUUUCAGGAGAAUUGAUUCCAUAAGAACUUGAAGGGAAAAACAGUUGUGAUAGCACAUUUUCUUUAAAAUAUUCACUUAAUAGAUUUCAGUUCAGGUUUAUGAAGUUACACUAAUUGAUCAUUCCACGAUUACUUGACUCAUGUAAAAAGAAAUCUCUGGUUUCUAAGCAGUGAAACUCAGGUUGAUCUGUGCCAUGUCAUUUUUAGAGCCUGUCCCUCACGAGAAUUUGUAAUUGUGUGUUUGCUUUUUUUUUUCUCACACACUCUAAGGACAAUAGAUUUUCCAAGUUCUUCAAGUAUUCUUGCACAACGAGGAAAAAGAAGAGACAUUUUAGUGAAUGAGGAGUUUUUUGCUUCUAUAGUGUUUUCCUUGAGAAGUGGCUCUUUGAAUGAGGAUGACAAUGGAAGAGAUGAAGAAUGAAGCAGAGACCACUUCUAUGGUUUCCAUGCCUCUCUAUGCUGUCAUGUACCCUGUCUUUAAUGAGCUAGAAAGAGUAAAUCUGUCUGCAGCUCAAACACUGAGAGCAGCUUUUAUUAAGGCUGAAAAAGAAAAUCCAGGUCUUACACAGGAUAUCAUCAUGAAAAUUCUGGAGAAAAAAAGUGUGGAUGUGAAUUUCACAGAAUCUCUUCUGCGUAUGGCAGCUGAUGAUGUAGAAGAGUAUAUGAUUGAAAGACCUGAACCUGAAUUCCAAGAUCUUAAUGAAAAGGCACGAGCACUUAAACAGAUUCUUAGUAAGAUUCCAGAUGAGAUCAAUGACAGAGUGAGGUUUCUUCAGACAAUCAAGGACAUUGCAAGUGCAAUAAAGGAACUUCUUGACACAGUAAAUAAUGUCUUCAAGAAAUACCAGUACCAGAACCGGCGGGCACUUGAGCACCAAAAGAAAGAGUUUGUAAAAUACUCCAAAAGUUUCAGUGAUACUCUGAAAACCUAUUUUAAAGAUGGAAAGGCAAUAAAUGUGUUCAUAAGUGCCAACCGACUAAUUCAUCAAACCAACUUGAUACUCCAGACCUUCAAAACUGUGGCCUGAAAACUGUAUAUGUUGAGAGUUGUACUUUUCAAUGGUGGAUAGGGUACCUUUAUAUGUAAAUUUUAAAGUUUUGACUGUAUAAAUUAUCAGCCCCUCUCAAGGGGCCUAAUGCAGGAUUUUGAAUGGGAUUAUUGCCAUCUUACACCAUAUUUUUGUAAAACAUUGUAGCUUAAUCAUAAUCUCACAAGAAAGAUUUUGCAUCACUUUUUUGCUAUUAUCAUUCUUUUCAGAAUUAUAAGCCAAAAGAAUUUACGCCUUAAUGUGUCAUUAUGUAACAUUCCUUACAAGAAUUGUAAAUAUUUGGUGUUCUGUUUCUGACAUUUUAACUUGAAAGCGGAAAACUGCAAGAUUAUGUAUUUAACAAUAUUGGUGGCAAAUAUUCAAUAAAUAGUUUACAUCUGUUAGACUGUCUUUUUGUAUGUGAACAAAAGUGCAUAACUCAUCUUUCUAGAACUGCAGAACAUUCAUUCAAUAGAAAAAAAAAAUUAAAUUAUUUGGGUGCUUAAAGCUACCGGGAGUUCAAAUCAGUGUAAAAUGAGGGGUUUUCCUUAAAACUGAGAUUUUGGCUGUUAUCUAGACCAGAACAACUAUAUUAAAAUGUCUUUGAGAAAGUAAUCAAUCAACCCAGAAGUGAGAUGUGCUUUUGUUUUUGAUAGAAACUAGAUCUCACUUCUUUCUUAGUCUUCUGUUAGUGGCGAGUUAACAGGUUUUUUUACUCCUAGGCUAUUCCAAGGUUUGGAGCACAGAAUUAUUUGAAAUAUAUGCAGCAAAGAUUGCAUUUAAGCUAUUCAGAUCAGUGGGUUUGAAUUUGUCCCCUUUGGGAGGGAGGAGGAUUGGAGCUAGAACUCUUCCAGGUAGCACUAGUGAUAUCUAUACUAUGCAUGCCAUAAGGCAACUUUGUUUUUUCAGGGAAUUGAAAUCACGUGAGACCUCGACUGACAAACCUUGGCUGUGUAGGUGGUUAAGAGCUGCUGCUGGACAGGUGGAAAUUUUCUCUUUGUGAUUUCCUGGUGAUGUUUCACAAGUUCUGGUGAAUCCUUGGAAGUGCACCUCGAGCUGAUUUGGAAAUAGAAUAAACCUCUGGAAGUUUGCAAAAUCUGUGGCCAUUACUAGGAAGUUUAGGGGAGGAUGUGAAGCAGCUUCUGAAGCUGCAGGAGGAGCACUCCAGGCUGAAAGAUCACAAUUGCUACAGAACUAUUCCUUGUUCUAAAUGGUGAAGGAAAGGUCCCUCCAGAUUGUCUGGCACACUGGCCUGGUGCUGUACUGCUCAUCUGGGGCAAGUGCCUUAUCCCAGGUACAACAGCUGGGUCCUUGCAUUUGCUGAUCUGAAAGGAUCAAAAAGGGGGGAAAUGCAAACUGCAGACCCCCCCCCAAAUAGCACUGGAUGUUCUGCUGUCUAUUUGUGCAUGGAAUUGUUUCCUCGAUGAGAGCACUGACUGUAGUGAAAUAGAGCAAUGUGAAGGAGAGUAUUGUGUACAAAUGAGUUCUUUGGGAAUGUAUGUUGUGCAAUGUUUGGUUACACACAGAGCUGUAAGCAGGACGUGGUCCUUAAAGCUCGCUGGUCAGCCUGUUCUCUGUUCUGGCAGUGGUGUCUUGUGUCCUUAGCAAAGUGAGCCUACUAAAGGGAUGCUGAAUCAAUUUAUAGUUCAAACUUUCUGGUGUUUCUUAAAGCUUGGCCUGCUGAACUGUCAUUUUUUUGGCACGUGAUAGAAGAGCAGCGAUGUUAGAACUGGCAAAAUUAGAGUAAUAUUUAAUUUGCAUCUUUGCAUUCUGUAAGCAAAAGGGUUGAGAAAUCUCCUUGUGGAUGAUGCUCACUUAAGUCAUAGCUCCAAAGGGCUUCAUGAAAAUCCAUGAGUCAGGGAGAAGGAAGGGAAAGGCCCCUGGAGUUUGUGAUACUUCAUCUGCCUUGGAGAGAGUGUUUGGUACUGGGGUGGCUGUAGGGAGAGAGAAACACAAAAGAUUGGGUUAUGUUUUAUGGAUUUGGCCUGAUUCCCAUAAUAUUCUGAGAUUUCUCUAUUUUCUUGGAUUGAGCAGGACAGUAACUAGUGCUGGCAAUCAUUAGUUGAAUGAGACCACGUUUAUGUCUAUGGGUGGUAAAAAAUACAUUUAAAAAAUCCAUUUAUGACUUGUGUCCCAAACAAGCUGCUCUGUUAUGUCCUGCCAGUUGGUUCCUUGUCAAAUCAGAGGCUAUUUCAUCAAGAAAUGAACUGUUCCUGUUCAUCAGUUCUUCCCAAACCUUUAUUGGGUAAAAGGUACCAAAUACAGGGCUAAGCUUCAGGUUGUCUGGCCAAUGUGUUUUGUUUUAUUUAUAACCUCAUUGUGAUUUCUAUAUGUUACCCUUAAAAGUAAUGGAAAAUUAUUCAUUGUAAUUAAUGUCUGGUAAUGGGAAAACUUGAAAACUGGUGUCUUCAGGUCACACUCUUCUGUUGUGUGCAGUGAAUCCAUAUCUAGUGGUCUUACAAACCUUUCUUUUCCACUGAAUAUGAGCUGGGACAUAUGUCUGUCAAAUUUUAUUGUGGUUUUGCACUUUAUUAUUCAAGUUACCUGAGUAGCUAAAAGAUAAGUUUCUCUUAAGGAUUUCUGAUACAGCAGUUAGUGUUGCAAAAUGCUCUUAGAAAAUUUCUGCUGUGAAUGUGGGUUAUAACUGCUAUGAUAAUGUUAACAUAACAGAAAACCAAUCUAAUAAACAAAAUAAAACUUU
Sturnus vulgaris (Common starling) is the source of this 4932-nucleotide messenger RNA. RefSeq names its product programmed cell death 10 (gene PDCD10). Gene Ontology annotation, biological process: positive regulation of MAP kinase activity; regulation of Golgi organization. Gene Ontology annotation, molecular function: protein kinase binding. Lineage: Eukaryota; Metazoa; Chordata; Aves; Passeriformes; Sturnidae. The record is from RefSeq and is a predicted model, not a curated record. Gene Ontology annotation, cellular component: FAR/SIP/STRIPAK complex.